Molecule: messenger RNA, 2255 nt
Organism: Condylura cristata (star-nosed mole)
Lineage: Eukaryota; Metazoa; Chordata; Mammalia; Eulipotyphla; Talpidae
Gene: NUMBL
Product: numb homolog (Drosophila)-like
Exons: 9
Coding region: 1-1506 (501 amino acids)
Source: RefSeq, a predicted model, not a curated record
AUGUCCCGCAGCGCGGCGGCCAGCGGGGGACCCAGGAAGCCUGAGCAGCAUCUGCCCCCAGCCCCCUGUGGGGCCCCGGGGCCCCCUGAAACUUCCAGGACGGAUCCAGACGGGGCGGGCACCAUGAAUAAGUUACGGCAGAGCCUGCGCCGGAGGAAGCCAGCCUACGUGCCCGAGGCCUCGCGCCCGCACCAGUGGCAGGCGGACGAGGACGCUGUGCGCAAGGGCACGUGCAGCUUCCCGGUCAGGUACCUGGGCCACGUGGAGGUGGAAGAGUCGCGGGGUAUGCACGUCUGUGAAGAUGCCGUGAAGAAACUGAAGGCGAUGGGCAGGAAGUCCGUGAAGUCAGUCCUGUGGGUGUCAGCCGAUGGACUCCGCGUGGUGGAUGACAAGACCAAGGACCUGCUGGUGGACCAGACCAUCGAAAAAGUCUCCUUCUGUGCUCCCGACCGCAACCUGGACAAAGCGUUCUCCUACAUCUGCCGGGACGGGACCACCCGCCGCUGGAUCUGUCACUGUUUCCUGGCUCUCAAGGACUCUGGUGAGAGGCUGAGCCACGCUGUGGGCUGUGCCUUUGCCGCGUGCCUGGAGCGGAAGCAGCGGCGGGAGAAGGAAUGCGGGGUCACUGCCGCCUUCGAUGCCAGCCGCACCAGCUUCGCCCGGGAGGGCUCCUUCCGCGGGCGGCCGGCCGAGCGCGAGGCCCCGGACAAGAAGAAAGCAGAGGCAGCGGCUGUCCCCUCCGCGGCUCCCGGCCCUGCCCAGCCCGGGCAUGUGUCCCCGACACCGGCCACCACGUCCCCUGGUGAGAAGGGCGAGGCAGGCACGCCGGUGGCCGCAGGUACCACUGCGGCUGCCAUCCCGCGGCGCCACGCGCCCCUAGAGCAGCUGGUCCGCCAGGGCUCCUUCCGCGGGUUCCCGGCCCUCAGCCAGAAAAACUCGCCUUUCAAGCGGCAGCUGAGCCUGCGCCUGAACGAGCUGCCAUCCACGCUGCAGCGGCGCACUGACUUCCAGGUGAAGGGCACAGGUGAGCGCGGGCCCUGGGACGGCGCGGCGGGGAGCCGAGCGCCUGGGGAGCGCGCGUGCGCCGAGACCCCGCCCAGGCCCGCCCAGGUGGCUGUGUUCCUGCCACCCCCACACAUGCAGCCCCCCUUUGUGCCCGCCUACCCGGGACUGGGCUACCCACCCGUGCCCCGGGUGCCCGUGGUGGGCAUCACCCCCUCGCAGAUGGUGGCCAACGCCUUCUGCUCAGCCGCCCAGCUCCAGCCUGCCACCCUGCUCGGGAAAGCUGGGGCUUUCCCUCCCCCCAUGGCACCCAGUGCCCCUGGGGCGCAGGCCCGCCCACGCCCCAAUGGGGCGCCCUGGCCCCCCGAGCCCACACCUGCCCCGGCCCCUGAGUUGGACCCCUUCGAGGCCCAGUGGGCGGCGUUAGAAGGCAAACCCGCCGCGGAGAAGCCGCCCAACCCCUUCUCGGGGGACCUGCAGAAGACCUUCGAGAUUGAACUGUAGCCCAAGCUGCCGCGCCCACCCAUCCUCUGGUGCCCCACGCCUGGGAGUGGAGGCCCAACCGCGCCCCUCAUCCUACUCCCUGGGGCUGUGCCCCCCCACGCCCUCCAGCCCCUCCUCUCAGCCACCCCCACAACCACUACAGAACCGAUACAGUGACGCCCAGGCUGCGGCAGGACGGAAUUCAGGGACGGACUCAGCCUGGCUGAGGGACCCAUUUCAUCGCCGGACUUAAGCUGGCGAUGCCCCUUGCCCCCCACGCCCCAGACACGGGGAUGGCCGCCACCCCACUGAGUACCCUCCAUCCAGGCUUCAUUUCCCAGUUUCUGUUGUUGACCUUCCACCUUCCAGUGUUGGGUGGGAUGGAGGCGGGAUGCCCACUUCGGGGCUCUCCCAGGCCCCACCCGAGUGCCCGAGUUCGGUCGUCCCCCCCAUACUCAGCACAAGCAAAGGGCUUCCCUCUGCCCACCCGCUGCGUUCACUGCCAAUGCUGUGCUCCCCCUCCCCCCACUUGGGGGCCCACCUCUUUCUCGGGCCUAGUCUCAUGGGGGCGGGGGCAGGAGGCGGGUAGGGGGACAGGGAAGGAGACUGCUCAGUUACCUCACGUUGGUGCCCGUUGGGGAGGUGUCCGGGAAUCAGGGGGAGCGGUGCCUGGCGGGUACUUUUCUAUCUUUUAUUUCCAGAUUUUUUUGUAUCUAAACUUGCAGAUUUGUAUUAUACAGGACAGCCAAUAAAGGAAGAAUAUAACGGUG